Molecule: messenger RNA, 1398 nt
Organism: Haliaeetus leucocephalus (bald eagle)
Lineage: Eukaryota; Metazoa; Chordata; Aves; Accipitriformes; Accipitridae
Gene: CHST3
Product: carbohydrate (chondroitin 6) sulfotransferase 3
Exons: 2
Coding region: 31-1398 (455 amino acids)
Biological process (GO): N-acetylglucosamine metabolic process; carbohydrate metabolic process
Cellular component (GO): Golgi membrane
Molecular function (GO): N-acetylglucosamine 6-O-sulfotransferase activity; chondroitin 6-sulfotransferase activity
Source: RefSeq, a predicted model, not a curated record
GGGCGGGAGGGACACGUGUGUGUCCCCCCCAUGGAGAUCCGACGCGCUUUGCCCCAGGAUUCCCGGGAGCUGCUGCACUGCCUGAAGAUGAGGAGCAAGUAUGCCGUCCUGCUGGUCUUCGUCGUCGGCCUCGUCAUCAUCGAGAAGGAGAACAACUUCAUCUCCAGGGUGUCGGACAAACUGAAGCAGUCCCCGCAGGCGCUGGCGGAGGCCAACGGCACGGAAGCCAGCCCGGCGCUGGCCGAGAACGGCUCGCUGGCCUCGCUGCAAGAGCUGGACGCCGCCUUCUCCCAGCUGAGGUCCCACCUGCGCAACGUCACCCUGCAGCUGGUGGGCGACGGGGAGCCCAGACCGCGGCGGCACGUCUUGCUGAUGGCCACCACCCGCACCGGCUCCUCCUUCGUGGGAGAGUUCUUCAACCAGCAAGGCAGCAUCUUCUACCUCUUCGAGCCCCUCUGGCACAUCGAGAGGACGGUGACCUUCGAGCCAGGGGGAGCUAACGCGGUGGGCUCGGCCCUGGUCUACCGGGACGUCCUCAAGCAGCUCCUCCUCUGCGACCUCUACAUCUUGGAGAGCUUCAUCUUACCGGCGCCUGAGGACCACCUGACGCCCUUCAUGUUUCGGCGGGGCUCGAGCCGCUCGCUCUGCGAGGAGCCUGUCUGCACACCCAGCGCCAAGAAGGUCUUCGAGAAGUACCACUGCAAGAACCGCCGCUGCGGCCCCCUCAACAUCACCCUGGCCGCUGAGGCGUGCCAGCGCAAGCAGCACGUGGCCCUGAAGACGGUGCGCAUCCGGCAGCUGGAGUUCCUGCAGCCGCUGGUGGAGGACCCUCGCCUGGACGUGCGCAUCAUCCAGCUGGUGCGGGAUCCCCGGGCCGUCCUGGCCUCCCGCAUGGUGGCCUUCUCCGGCAAGUACGAGACCUGGAAGAAGUGGGCAUCCGAAGGGGAGGCUCCCCUCCGCGAGGAGGAGGUGCAGCGGCUACGGGGCAACUGCGAGAGCAUCCGUCUGUCAGCCGAGCUGGGGCUGCGGCGGCCAGGCUGGCUGCGGGGUCGUUACAUGCUGGUCCGCUACGAGGACGUGGCGCAGGCGCCCUUACAGAAGGCAGAGGAGAUGUACAGCUUCGCCGGGCUCCCCCUCACCCCCCAGGUGAAGGAGUGGAUCGGCAAAAACACGCAGGCGCCCCGCGACGGCAGCGGCGUCUACUCCACCCGCAAAAACUCCUCUGAGCAGUUUGAGAAGUGGCGGUUCAGCAUCCCCUUCAAGCUGGCGCAGGUGGUGCAGGAUGCCUGCGCCCCGGCCAUGCGCCUUUUCGGCUACAAGCUGGCCAGCAGUCCCGCCGCGCUGGCUAACCGCUCCUUCAGCCUGCUGGAGGAGGCACAGCCCUCCUGGGUCACGUAA